Dryobates pubescens (Downy woodpecker) is the source of this 3079-nucleotide messenger RNA. RefSeq names its product zinc finger CCHC-type containing 24 (gene ZCCHC24). The coding region runs from base 350 to 1069 and encodes 239 amino acids. NCBI's taxonomy places the organism in Eukaryota, Metazoa, Chordata, Aves, Piciformes, Picidae. The record is from RefSeq and is a predicted model, not a curated record. Gene Ontology annotation, molecular function: zinc ion binding; nucleic acid binding. The transcript has 4 exons.
GCCCCUCCCCGCCGCUGCCUGCGGGAGUGGGAAUAAAGACAGAUAGCGGGGCAGGCACCGGCCGGGCGGGGAGGGAGAGCGCAGAAAGUUUCCUGUGGAGCCCGCGGGCGGCAGCAGCGAUGCCCGUGCUGCGCAGAACGCUGGGGCUGGGCGGGCGCCGGCGGCCUUAGGGGGAGAGAGAGCGGCGCGGGGCCCGGCAGCGACUCCCCGGCCCGGCCCGUCCUCUCCUCCGGGCGGCGAGGGAGAAGAACUCUGGGCAGGGACGGGAAAGCGGCAACGGCCGGAGCGCAGGGAGAGGGAGCGACACCGCGGGGACAGCCGCCGCCGCCAGCAGAGCCCAGGGGGAAAGAUGAGCUUGUUGUCAGCCAUCGACACCAGCGCCGCGUCCGUCUACCAGCCCGCCCAGCUCCUCAACUGGGUCUAUCUUUCGCUGCAAGACACGCACCAGGCCAGCGCCUUCGAUGCCUUCAGACCUGAGCCCUCCUCGUCCCAGCACCCUGAUCUCGGCUACACCAAGAGCACCCCGGAGCUGGGCUCUUCGCUCAGCUCCAGCUAUCUCAACAGUUUCUUCCAGCUCCAGCGCAGCGAGGCCCUGAGCAGCAGUCUGUACAAGAGUACAUCACCUUACGGCUCUCUUAAUAACAUUGUGGAUGGGUUAAGCUCCCUCACUGAGCAUUUCUCUGACCUAUCCCUUUCUUCAGAAGCCAGAAAACCCAGCAAGAGGCCACCUCCCAACUACCUGUGCCACCUCUGCUUUAACAAGGGACAUUACAUCAAAGACUGCCCACAGGCUCGUCCAAAAGGAGAAGGCCUGACUCCGUACCAGGGCAAGAAACGCUGCUUUGGUGAAUAUAAAUGCCCCAAAUGCAAGAGAAAAUGGAUGAGUGGAAACUCCUGGGCUAAUAUGGGACAAGAAUGUAUCAAGUGCCACAUUAAUGUUUAUCCUCACAAACAGAGACCCCUGGAAAAGCCGGAUGGCCUGGAUGUUUCGGAUCAGAGCAAAGAACAUCCCCAGCAUCUGUGUGAGAAGUGCAAAGUUUUGGGCUACUACUGUCGCCGUGUGCAAUAAACCUUGAAAGUGGCCUUCCCGUCCCCAUCAUCCUUGAAGAUCCUCUGGCAGCAUGCGAUCAACAGCAACACAACAAACCGAGGGAAAAGCUAAAACAAUUGCCAAUACUGCCUAUCUAAUAAUAUGCCUUACCAUUAAUAGAAUGUAACAUUUCUCCUGUGCACGCACAGGUAUUUACAGGACUAUGAUUUGUAUGCAUACAUAUAUAUGUAAAUUUAUAUAUAUAUGUACACACACAUAUAUAAAGCGUUACUGAUAGCGUUCACAACAGAACCAUGGCCACAGGUUCUGCAGAUUGUUUACACAAAUCUUAUUGUCAUGGCCAGGUGAAAUGAAGUGCUAUUUAAUAGGCAAGGUAUAGUAUUCACAGGGAGUGUAUGUUAUAUGCAUGGCUUUUGCAGAGGUUAAAUAACUGUGGGGGCACUAAUUGCAAGCACUCACCCACAGCAUGAACGUUAUUCCUAUUAUAUGACAAGACAAAGGAAGAUGAAACAAGCCACAGCAUAAAAGGAAGAAAAUUGUUUUUCCAGUUUCAGAAAGUCUGAGAGUUUUGUGCUGCUGAUUUCUUGGACUUUUUGUUACCGUCACUUGGGCAAGGCUUAGGCAAAAUCAUUUUUGCAGGAUGUAGCAAAAAAAGUGAAUAAUUGUUUGAGGGUGUGGGUUGGUUAGAAAGGGAAUGCCAUAAUGAGACCCAGAGCAUCAUGAGAGAUUCCAAGAGGUUUUUGGAGGAGACAAAAUUGGCUUGAUUGUGCAACUAAUAGAUCUUUCUCUUGUCAUAUAAUCCCACUGAAAUGGUCCCUGUAUGUGUAUGGGGUAGUCAUUAGGCCACAAGCACAUUACUGUGAACAAGGGGUGAUAAGAAUACUUAAAACUGUCCCCAAAACCCUAGAUUGAAAGAUUAGCCAAACGUACUAUUUAUAAUAGUUUUAAAGCCACUUUCUGGAAAUAUUUCUGUGUCCUGUUUUCUACUGUACAAAUUUGUUAUAAAACUUGUUAGCCAUAGGGGUGUUUUGCAGCAUGGAGAGCACUCUCUAUAACCUUCCCUCUUUAUGUCUUCCUGAAACACCUACAGACCUGAGGAGUAAUGUAGGAGUUAUAUUUCAUUGUCCCAUUUCAGGUAGAGCUUUGUACAGGGGAAUCCUGCUGCAAAGAAGUAUCUCAUCAGGGAUUGGGAAAUAUCAACUGAAAGUACCUCGAGACAGUAUCCUGUUUGUAUGUCUACAGAAGUAUAUAUUGGCAAAAGGACACAAGCAGCAAUUCACUUGAAGCAUUCACUGAAGGAAAAAAAAAAAAGUCACAGGGAUAAUGUUUGUUUGGAGGGGUAUUUUACACAAUUUCUAUUUUUAUGGAGUUUCCUUUAGAGAGAUUGGUUUGUGUGAAUGAUACUUAGUGGAAAUACUUCAAAUCCUAAAUAACUUGAUGUGAAUUAAAUGUGGUUUGAGGAUGACCUCCAUUACCUGAGACAGAGGAGGUUUUAUGCCAAGUGAUAACAGGACAUUACCAGUAUGUACAGUCAAGUUCAUAUAAAGCAAAUUGAAAGCUUACAGUCAGCGUUCAUACAGGAAAUGUGAAGCUUUUCACAGUGAAACUUUUGUCAUUUCCCUGCUUUCUUAUAAGCAAGGCAAAAUUCUGCUCAUUCUGGCAGUAGUGCCAUGUAUGUGUCUCCCAGACUUCAUUGUUUAUGGGUAGCCCAGGUGAUCCAGCCUUCUGGAUGACUUCUGGAGCAAUUCAUGAAGAUGGGGAUGCUGGCUUCUGAGCACAGCUCUUUGAUUAGCUGCCUGGUUUUGGGCAAGUCACAAGACCCUUUCACACCUCAGUUUUCCCAACUGCAAAAUGGGAUUAAUACUACUUUAGUAUACCUGCCUCACAGGGGAGCUGUGUGGCUUACUUAAGAUCUAAAGAGUUUUGAUAUCACUGGAUGAAAAGUGCUAUGUAAUGCUAAAAUAGUGUUAACUAAAUUAAUCAUUUUGUAACUGGUUUUGCCUGGUUGACCAGCCCAUCAACUAAAAU